Messenger RNA from Closterium sp. Yama58-4, 3996 nucleotides. Lineage: Eukaryota; Viridiplantae; Streptophyta; Zygnematophyceae; Desmidiales; Closteriaceae. The record is from the annotation of a GenBank genome assembly.
AUGCUCCACAUGGACGUGUGGGGCCCAGCCCGCGUCCGUGGUCAGGGUCAGGAGAGGUACUUCCUGAUAGUUGUUGACGACUACUCGCGCUACACCACGGUCUUCCCCUUGCGCACCAAGGGUGAGGUCCCUGAUGUUUUGAUCCCUUGGAUCCGCAGAGCUCGUCUCCAGCUCAGCGAGCGUUUCCACUCGGACUUUCCUGUCCUGCGCUUGCACUCUGACAGAGGUGGUGAGUUCUCCUCUGACCUCUUGGCAGCCUACUGUGCGGAGCACGGCAUUGAGCAGUCGUUCACGCUUCUGGCCUCUCCACAGCAGAAUGGGGUUGCGGAGCGCCGCAUUGGCCUAGUCAUGGAGGUCGCCCGUACCUCCUUGAUCCAUGCGGCUGCCCCCCACUUUCUAUGGCCGUUUGCGGUCCAGUACGCUGCGCAUCAGCUCAACCUCUGGCCCCGUGUCUCCAUGCCGGAGACCUCGCCCACACUGCUGUGGACGGGGGAGGUUGGCGAUGCGUCACGUUUCCGGGUCUGGGGAUCUCGAGCCUUUGUCCGCGAUACGUCCACGGACAAGCUCUCCUCCCGCGCUGUUCCCUGCGUCUUCCUUGGCUUUGUCCCUGACGCGUCUGGUUGGCAGUUUUACCACGCCACCUCGCGCCGGGUCCUGCCCUCUCAGGACGUCACUUUUGACGAGUCCGUCCCCUACUACCGCCUCUUCCCCUACCGCACUGCCCCGCUCCCUCCCCCGCCUCUCUUCCUCGCACCAGGUGCUGCUGUGGUAGACCCCCUCCCCCCUCAGGGUGCCGCUCCCUCAGGUGUGUCCCAGGUAGACCCGGUUGAGCCUGUUGAGGUAGCUGUUGACUCUCGUCCUGCUGCGGGUGCGGGGCCUGGGGGUGCGGAGCCUGGAGGUGCUGAGCCUGGGGGUGCGGAGACUGGGGGUGCUGAGCCUGGGGGUGCUGAGCCUGGGAGUGCUGAGCCUGAGGGUACUGAGCCUGGGGGUGCUGAGCCUGGGGGUGCUGAGACACGGAGUCCGGUGUCUGGGGGUUCUGAGUCUGGGGGUGCCGGGCCUGGGAGUCCUACACCUGGGGGAGCUCUCUCCUCGGAGCAGCUGCGUGAGUGGUACUCAGAGUACUGCAGCCUCAGUACAGGUGCCUCUGGAGCCCGGAGUACUACUGGGACGGGUGCUGGUGCCUCCCCCCCUCCGCGGGAGCUGCCCUCUCUUGAGCGGAUCCGUGAGUGGUACGAGCGGCGCUGCACUCUCCGGAGUGGCGCGCCUGGAGUCACGGACCCUGGUGCUGGAGUUGGGGCUGCUGCUGGUGCUGCGGACCCUGGAGUUGGAGCUGCUGCUGGUGCUGCGGACCCUGACGUUGGAGCUGCUGCUGGUACUGCGGACCCUGGAGUUGGAGCUGCUGCUGGUGCUGCGGACCCUGGAGUUGGAGCUGCUGCUGGUGCUGCGGACCCCGACGUUGGAGCUGCUGCUGGUGCUGCGGACCCUGGAGUUGGAGCUGCUGCUGGUGCUGCGGACCCUGGAGUUGGAGCUGCUGCUGGUGCUGCGGACCCUGGCGUUGGAGCUGCUGCUGGUGCUGCGGACCCUGGAGUUGGAGCUGCUGCUGGUGCUGCGGACCCUGGCGUUGGAGCUGCUGCUGGUGCUGCGGACCCUGGAGUUGGAGCUGCUGCUGGUGCUACGGACCCUGGAGUUGGAGCUACUGCUGGUGCUGCACGGCCCCGGCCGUACUUCGUUCCGCUCCUUCAGCAGGUUCUUGGUCAGCCUCCUCCUCCUUGUCCUGCUCCCUCCUUAGAGUGUCCUCCGCCUGUCCAGUCGCAGUCCCCGUUACCGCCUGCCUUGCCGCUCCCUGGUCCUUCUCCUUACACUGGUCCCACAGGAGGUCUUACGGAGCGUCGUGAGCCUGAGUCUCGUCCUGUGUCGCCUGCGUCUCGCUCUGCGUCGCCUGUUCGUGCUGCUCGCACUGGUCGUCGUGUCCCGCGUGAGCGUCCUCCUCCUGUCCUUGGCACUCACUACAUGACUCUGCGUCCCUCCACUGCUCCUCAGCGCGUCCCUCUGCCGUCUCCUCCUGCGUCCUCUCUUCCUACCCUUCCUGACCCGGAGUCUGACUCCCUUCGUGCUGCUCGUCCUACUGUCACGCGUCUCCUCGCUACUGUUGUCACUGACCCUACCUUUGAGUCCUCUGCUGCGUCUGCUCUUGUCGCUGAAAUAGUUGACUUUGCUGCCGCUUGUCGUCUCGACUACGCCGCUAGCCUAGUUGCUGCGUCUGAGUCUGUCUGUCCUCCGUCCGUCGGGGGUGAGUGUGCUCUUGGCACGGACGUCCUUGAGGACAGGCAGGAGGAGUUCCAGUGCUUUGCUGCUGCUUUGCCUCAUCUCGUGUCCAUGCUAGUUGCCCCUGAGGGAGACCCGGAUGCACCAGACAUCCCGACCCCGCGCUCUUACGCAGAGGCUAUAGCGGGUCCCUACUCCUCUCAGUGGCAGACAGCCAUGGACGCAGAGAUGGCUUCCUGGAAGUCCACAGGCACCUACGUCGACGCAGUUCCCCCACCAGGGGCGAACAUCGUCAGUGGCAUGUGGAUUUUCAGGGUGAAGCGGCCGCCGGGUUCUCCGCCUGUCUUCAAGGCACGUUACGUUGCUCGAGGCUUCAGUCAGCGUGAGGGAGUCGACUUCUUCCAGACCUUCUCCCCCACCCCGAAGAUGACCACUCUUCGGGUGCUGCUGCACAUAGCCGCUCAGCGCGACUACGAGCUUCACUCUCUUGACUUCAGCACUGCUUUCUUGCAGGGUAGCCUGCACGAGGAGAUCUGGCUGCGCCGCCCUCCUGGCUUCACUGGGUCGUUUCCUUCUGGUACCCAGUGGAGCCUCCGGCGGCCGGUCUACGGUCUCCGUCAGGCACCACGUGAGUGGCACGACACACUGAGGACGACACUUGCGGCACUUGGGUUCGCGCCUUCUACUGCUGACCCGUCGCUGUUUCUGCGCACAGACACUUCGCUGCCGCCGUUCUACAUCCUCGUGUACGUCGACGACUUGGUCUUUGCCACUGCUGACACUCAGGCUCUCGCCCACGUGAAGUCAGAGCUGCAGAAGAGACACACGUGCACAGACCUGGGUGAACUGACAAGCUAUCUUGGCUUGCGGAUCACCCGGGACAGAGCACGGCGCACCAUUACCUUGACUCAGUCACACAUGGUGCAGCAGGUCCUUCAGCGCUUCGGCUUCACGUACUCCUCGCCUCAGUCCACUCCUCUGCCUACUGGUCACUCGCUCUCAGCUCUGCCUUCGGAUGAGUCCGUAGAGCCGAGUGGCCCGUAUCCAAAGCUUGUGGGCUGCCUCAUGUACCUGAUGACCUGCACUCGACCUGACCUUGCAUACCCUCUUAGCAUCCUUGCACGCUAUGUCGCUCCUGGCCGUCACCGGAAGGAGCACAUGGAUGCCGCUAAGAGGGUGUUGCGCUACUUGUGCAGUACGUCGAGCAUGGGGCUAGUGCUUGGAGGGCGAGACCGAGUUGUUCUCACAGGGCACUCAGACGCUUCUUGGGCGGACGACCAGGCCACUCAGCGGUCGUCUCAGGGUUACACCUUCAGCCUUGGCUCUGGUUCAGUUUCUUGGCGUUCUACACGUUCUUCUUCAGUUCUCAGCUCCAGUUGUGAGGCUGAGAUCUACGCCACAGCCAUGGCAGCCCAGGAGCUACGCUGGCUCACCUACCUGCUGACCAACUUGGGAGAGCGGCCUCGUUCUCCUCCAGUGCUGUACGUCGACAAUAAGGCUGCCAUUGCCUUGUGUGAGGAGCACAUACUGGAGCACAGAACGAAGCACAUCGCUCUGCGGUACUUUCUGGCUCGUGAGCUGCAGCAGCGUGGUCAGCUUUGUCUGCGUUACGUGGCCACUCAGGCCAACACUGCUGACGUGUUCACCAAGGUGCUUCAGCCUUGUGACCAUCAGCGCUUCUGUACUCUUCUAGGCCUUGUGCCUACUGGACCUCACUUGCUUACUUCUUGA